Molecule: messenger RNA, 1582 nt
Organism: Anthonomus grandis grandis
Lineage: Eukaryota; Metazoa; Arthropoda; Insecta; Coleoptera; Curculionidae
Gene: mRpS5
Product: 28S ribosomal protein S5, mitochondrial
Exons: 2
Coding region: 132-1481 (449 amino acids)
Biological process (GO): translation
Cellular component (GO): ribosome
Molecular function (GO): RNA binding; structural constituent of ribosome
Source: RefSeq, a predicted model, not a curated record
UUUCAUCAUAAGCAUCCUACUGUCACCUGUCAAAGUGUCACUGUUACGUCAAUGUCACUUAACCUCACUUUUUAAAAUAAAAAACAUUGGGCCCCAUUUUCAUUAAUUUUCGAGUUUUUGCCAUAUAAAACAUGGCAAAACAACUCGUGGGCCUAACGAGGAGUUUACAAAAACUCCAAAUAACACGUAGCUUAUCAUCUCCCUUGUUAACAUGGCAAGAUUCCAGCGCCACACAAGUUAGACUCCUUAGCACCACUUCAGUCCUAAAUACCAGUUUUUUUAACAAACUCCCUGCGAAUCAUUUAUGGAACAGUAUUACCUCCGUGAGUAAUGCCGGUAAAAAGAGAGGAAGAGGCAAAAGAGUGUCCCGAAAACUCAUAAAAGACUUAAACAAAGGACAAAUUAUUGGUGUGGGUAAGGCAAACAUUGUAUGGCCGGGUCUCUCAGCUCCGAUUAUAAGAGGCAAAGAGCUUGUCGAGCAAGUUCAACUGCCAGAAGAUCCCGAGCGAGAACAAAAACUGAUAGAGCUACGUAAUAAGAUGGGAUUUCAAAAGUACGCGAAGCUGAGCCCCCUGGAAAGAGGUUGGAGCGGUACUAAAAUGCCUGGAAGGAGUCUUGGACCCCCCGAUCCUAUCGGAGAAGAUAAUUUCGAGGGAUUUGAUUCCAGAGUUAUCGAACUGAGGAACAUUACUAUUAUGAAGGGGAAUUUUGGGAGAAAACGGAGAAUGAGUGCGUUAGUGGUUACGGGAAACAAAAAUGGCCUAGGAGGCUUCGCUAUGGGCAAAGCCCUUGAAGGGAAAAACGCCUUAAGAAAAGCGAAAAACCGUUCGGGACAAAAACUGAUGCACAUUAGGAGGUACAACGAUCACACGGUUUGUCACAACUUUUUCACGCAAUUCGGCUCGACAAAGAUCUUCGUUUGGCAAAAGCCGGAAGGAUACGGUCUCAAGUGUCACAGGGCCAUUAAAACCAUAUGUGAAGUUAUCGGGAUAAAAAAUCUCUAUGCUAAAAUCGAGGGUCCCACUAAUGUAAAUCACAUUAUGAAGGCUUUUUUCUUAGGCCUGAUCAGGCAGAAAACCCCUGAACAAAUUGCCCAAGAGAAGGGUCUUCACUUGGUGCAAAUCUCCGAGGAAACCAACUAUUUCCCCAAAGUUAUUGCCUCACCGGCCGAAUGUAAGAAAAAAGAGGAUCUUCUCAAAGAUGAGAUCUUGGAUUAUAAUCAAUACUGUUUCGAUGGCCGGGUGGUGCUCAAGAAGAAGAUCAAACCGCCGUUCUACAUGAAGUUAGCCUCGUUUCAAAGGUACAUCAAACGGUAUGAAAGAACUAGAAGCCAGCCGGAAGUUAGGAGGAAUUUGAUAGCGGAAUAUGGGGAAGUGAGGAGCUUUUUGGCGGAUAAAUACCCUGAGUGUCGUGUGACUAGGUACGUUAAGAAAAAACCUCAGGAAGAAGAGGAAGGAGAAGGAGAGGAGGCUGAAGCGUAGCAAUUUAAAUUAGUUUAGGUGGAAAUUUUGGAACUUAAUUUGAUACAGCAGAUGUUUCAACUGUUACUUUUUUGUAAAUACAUUAUUGUACUUUUUUAAAA